Annulohypoxylon truncatum is the source of this 564-nucleotide messenger RNA. Its product is annotated as putative glutathione-dependent formaldehyde-activating enzyme. Gene Ontology annotation, molecular function: S-(hydroxymethyl)glutathione synthase activity; zinc ion binding. Gene Ontology annotation, biological process: formaldehyde catabolic process. The transcript has 2 exons. The record is from RefSeq and is a predicted model, not a curated record. Lineage: Eukaryota; Fungi; Ascomycota; Sordariomycetes; Xylariales; Hypoxylaceae. Bases 1 to 564 code for a protein of 187 amino acids.
AUGGUUUCUCUCCACCCCCUCCUCGACAACGGCAUCACCAAGGGCGACCCCAACUUCGCGGGCGGAAAGCUGUACUGCAAGUGCGCGAGCUCGCCCGUCGAGGUAACGCUCUCGUCCAACGUGGCGCACAACCACGCGUGCGGGUGCUCCAAGUGCUGGAAGCCUUCCGGCGCGCUCUUCUCCAUCGUCGGCGUCGUGCCGCGCGACGCCCUCGCCGUCACCGCCAACGAGUCGAAGCUGAAGAUCGUGGACCCGAGCGCCGCCAUCCAGCGCCACGCCUGCAGCGAGUGCGGCACGCACCUCUACGGCCGCAUCGAGGUCGAGCACCCCUUCAAGGGCCUCGACUUCGUGCACGCCGAGCUGAGCCCCGAGAAGGGCUGGCAGGAGCCGCAGUUCGCGGCUUUCGUGUCGAGCAUCAUCGAGCAGGGCUUCGACCCGGCUAAGAUUGGCGAGGUCAGGGCGAAGCUGAACAGCGUCGGCCUCGAGACGUACGACUGCCUAUCGCCGCCGCUGAUGGACCUCAUCGCCACUUACACGGCCAAGAAGAACGGCGCCCUUAAAUAA